Poecilia reticulata (guppy) is the source of this 970-nucleotide messenger RNA. RefSeq names its product kallikrein-1-like. Gene Ontology annotation, biological process: proteolysis. Gene Ontology annotation, molecular function: serine-type endopeptidase activity. Lineage: Eukaryota; Metazoa; Chordata; Actinopteri; Cyprinodontiformes; Poeciliidae. The record is from RefSeq and is a predicted model, not a curated record.
GCUGGACCAGCAAUGGCUUUCCUGAAGGUUCUGCUGCUAUUGGGGCUGGGUGUUUCAGUGAACUCAGCUGUUUCUUUGCAGAAGAGAAUCAUUGGAGGUCAUGACUGUGCUGACACGGAGCGUCGUUAUCAUGUUCGGCUGAGGAGGAUCAACGGAGAGAUAAUCACUGUCUGUGGAGGAUCUCUGAUCCAUCCCCAGUGGAUCCUGACUGCAGCUGACUGCUGGGAGUCAAGCCCAGGGAUUAACGAAGUAAUCGUAAAAGUUCAUCCACGGGCUAAUGAAGAGAACACUCACAUAAUCCGGCAAGAUCCUGAGGUGUAUGUUGACCAGGGCCAGAAGCAUAACAUCAUGUUGCUGAAGCUUCCGAGACCAGUAACAGAUGUCCCACUUGCUCGGCUACCAGACUGCAGUAAACGUCCUAAAGUAGGUGAUAUUGUUCAGCUGGGAGGAGAGGGAAUAACAACAAUCGGCCCCAAUAAUCGACGAUUACACAUUGGUUUUGCUGCAAAACAUCUUCAGUGUGUCGACAUGAAAGUUGUUCAAGUUUCCCAGUUUCGGCCGAGAGAUGGGUAUAUAUUCCGUACUGCAGAACCGAACACAGAUGCAUGUUAUAGCGACAUUGGUGGAGCAGUGGUGUUCAACGGCAUGAUUUAUGGUGUGAUUACUGUUGAUAGAUCACACUUUGCAUGUAAGAAACCAGUCUCAGUCAUUGAUGUGUGUGAAUACAUUGGAUGGAUAAAAACAAAAACUAGGGCUAAAUAAAACAUGAACUAUCAUGAAAUAGAAUUCGCAUAAAAUUUCCUCUCAGAUAUAAUUUCAUUAUUGUAUCUUGAUCAGUUUGAUCCACAAGAUUGUAGAAUCAUAAUAAAUCAAUAGCUUUGUUUUUUCAAACCUGACCUUGAUCUCCCUAAUGGAUCUUUGUCUGUCUCAGAAAUGAACAAUAAAUCAAUAAAUGCAUGAAUAAGAAACA